Lolium perenne is the source of this 819-nucleotide messenger RNA. RefSeq lists its product as uncharacterized. NCBI's taxonomy places the organism in Eukaryota, Viridiplantae, Streptophyta, Magnoliopsida, Poales, Poaceae. The record is from RefSeq and is a predicted model, not a curated record.
GCACAUAUACUACUUCUUCUUCUUCCUCGUCGAAUUCUUCAUAACCACCGGCUUCUCUUCCAAAUUGGCCUCCCAAGCCAAGAUAUAGAUCUCCUGUAUCGAACAUGGAGGCGGUGGAGUCAGCGGUGGUGAGCUGCGAGUGCUGCGGGCUGGAGGAGGAGUGCACCGGCGAGUACAUCGGCGGCGUCAGGGACUACUUCGGCGGCCGGUGGCUCUGCGGGCUGUGCUCCGAGUCCGUCAAGUACGAGGCCGGACGCAGCAAGCGAGCGGCGCCGGUCGGCGUGGAGGAGGCCGUGCGCGCGCACAUGGCCUUCUGCCGCAUGCUCAAGCGCGGCGACCCGGCGGAGCGCGUCGCCGAGGGCAUGUGCCAGAUGCUCAGGCGCACCGCAUCUGGGAAGCCCCGGGCCAGCUUGACCUCGUCCUCGUCGCGGCGGACAGUGGCAGCGACGUCGGCGUCGGCGCCGCUGUCGAUCGGUUUCUAAUCGACCGGUCCCAGGAGGACGUACGUGCGCGGGCGGCUGGCGACCGCCGACCGGCAUGCCAAGCUCAAUGCUUGGUUCUUGUCAUGAGGAUGCUCCGGCCUACGUCUUCCUUGCCUCGACACAAGCACGUACGCGCGCUAGCUAGUACCAGUACGUACUCCAGUAGUAUAUUUUGUUGAGGCAGAAACUACGCACACAAUUAGUGUCUACCUCUCUUCUUGUGUUUGGUUCUAUGAUUCUAUCUUCAAUAUGUAACUUUUGAUCGAUCCAAUAUGUUAAACUUAAUUACGUUACAAGGUGUAUGCACACGGCCUUAAAAUCUAGAGUUUAAUUUCCA